Drosophila elegans is the source of this 490-nucleotide messenger RNA. RefSeq lists its product as uncharacterized. NCBI's taxonomy places the organism in Eukaryota, Metazoa, Arthropoda, Insecta, Diptera, Drosophilidae. The transcript is spliced from 2 exons. Bases 182 to 418 code for a protein of 78 amino acids. The record is from RefSeq and is a predicted model, not a curated record.
AUUUUGAGUCCAUAGUUAACCAAGCGUUGCGAUCCAUUACACUUCGGUUAUUUUUGUUACGCAGACCUAAUUAUAUAAAUUUGUUAAUCUCCCUCCCGUUCAACGUAUUUAUCUACCCGUACUUGAAUAAAUUAUAAGCGUCAUAUCCAUAGAUCAGGCCUCCACCUCAAACACACCAAGCAUGCAGAAGCCACAGCAUGGAAUGUGCUGGAUGUUGCUCCUUUUUGGAUCGCUGAUCGCUAGCUUUAUGCUUGCCUUCAGCUACUGGAUGUUUGUGCCCCGCGAAGAGCAAUUCUGGUCCAUUGUUUCGAGGAACUACACCAAUUCGGGGAUCAAGUUUUCCUUUCCGCCGCCUUCAAUGCCCGAGGAACUCAAGCUCAGGCAAAGACCCCCGUUCGUCUACCAGAUAUUACAUUGAAUGGAUUAUAAUAUUCCCUUUUAUUAUGCUAUGUAGUCUUACGCUAGUUUCACAAUAAAUUACAUUUACAAA